AUGCAGAAGUCGCGGGAGAUGCGGGACGAGCUCCCCGAGGAUUUCUACAUCCCCAUGACCCUGGACACCCCAAACGUGACGGCGCUGAGCCCCUUCCUGGUACCCCAGACCCACCUGGGCAGCCCCGGCAUCUUCAAGGCCAUGGCGGCCUUCAUGUUCCUGCUGGUGGUGCUGGGCGUCCCCAUCAACGCGCUCACCGUGGUGUGCACGGCCAAGUACAAGAAGCUGAGGUCGCACCUCAACUACAUCCUGGUCAACCUGGCGGUGGCCAACCUGCUGGUGGUGUGCGUGGGCUCCACCACGGCCUUCUACAGCUUCUCGCAGAUGUACUUCGCCCUGGGGCCGCUGGCCUGCAAGAUCGAGGGGUUCGCGGCCACGCUGGGGGGGAUGGUGUCCCUGUGGUCCCUGGCUGUGGUGGCCUUCGAGCGGUUCCUGGUCAUCUGCAAGCCCCUGGGCAACUUCACCUUCCGUGGCAGCCACGCCGUGCUGGGCUGUGCCAUCACCUGGAUCUUCGGCCUCAUCGCCUCCGUGCCCCCCCUCUUCGGCUGGAGCAGGUACAUCCCCGAGGGGCUGCAGUGCUCCUGCGGCCCGGACUGGUACACGACGGACAACAAAUGGAACAACGAGUCCUACGUGAUUUUCCUCUUCUGCUUCUGCUUCGGCUUCCCCCUGAGCGUCAUCGUCUUCUCCUACGGGCGGCUGCUGCUCACCCUGCGCGCG
Messenger RNA from Melozone crissalis (California towhee), 720 nucleotides. Its product is annotated as blue-sensitive opsin-like. The record is from RefSeq and is a predicted model, not a curated record. Gene Ontology annotation, molecular function: G protein-coupled receptor activity. NCBI's taxonomy places the organism in Eukaryota, Metazoa, Chordata, Aves, Passeriformes, Passerellidae. Gene Ontology annotation, biological process: phototransduction; visual perception; G protein-coupled receptor signaling pathway. Gene Ontology annotation, cellular component: membrane; photoreceptor outer segment. The transcript has 3 exons. The annotation marks the transcript as partial.